AUGAUACCACAACAGCCCUUCCAAGAAAUUCCAUUCUCUAGUAUAGACGAAAAUAUUUUAAUUGGACAUGCUCAUAAUCAAGGAAACACAUCGGGAUGUACAGUGAUUUUGAGUAAAGAUGGAGAGGGCUUUCUGGCAGGAAUAGAUUGUCGUGGAGGAGGAACAUGUACAAGGGAGACCGAUUUACUGAAAACUGGAAUGCUUGUGGAGCAUAUACAUGCUUGUGUACUCUCUGGAGGGAGUGUCUUUGGACUCGAUUGCUCGUCAGGAGUGACGAAAUAUUUGUGUGAACACCAAGUGGGCUAUCAUACAGACGUGAUCAAUGUUCCAAUUGUUUGUCAGGCUUCUCUCUAUGACUUGCCAAUGUUUUUGCAUGAGGAAGAGGUCACGUCUCUUCCACACUCCAUUAAGGGAAAUUUACAUUUACUUCCAAAUUAUUAUGAAAUGGGUUAUCAAGCGUGUUGUAAUGCAACGAAUUGUAGUUCGACCAUACGAGAAAAUGGCCACCAUGAUCUGGAGUAUGAAAUGAAUGGAAAUAUCGGAGCUGGUAUGGGUGGAUGUAUUGGAAAAGCUCAAGGAACUGAAACAGCAAUGAAAGGUGGUUUGGGAACAUUUGCCAUUCAAGUUGGCGAUUUAAAAAUUGGUGCUCUUGUGGCAGUAAAUUGUUUUGGAGAUGUUAUUGAAAAUGGAAAAAUCAUUGCUGGAUGUCUGAAAAAGAAUAUUAAGAAUUUUGAACAACUUGAAUGCAUGAACACUGUCUGCGAUUCAAAUGAGUGUUCGUCUCUAUUUGCAGAUACUGAAAUGGUACUGAUCAAUGAGUAUUUGAAGAGAAAACAGGAUUGGAACGGUUUUGCCUUGAACGAAAGUAAGAAUGAAUGUGACCAAGAUAAUGAUUCUGGACAACAACAACAUUUCAAAGAACAACAACGAGCAUGCACAAACACCACAUUAGGAGUGGUCAUCACAAACGGUAAAUUUGACAAGGCACAACUCUCUAGAAUAGCGACCAUGGCACACGAUGGGUACGCCAGAUCCAUGAAGCCAUCUCACACUCUCUAUGAUGGCGACUCUAUAUUUGCUCUCUCCACAUACCGAGACACAACGUCAUCACAUGACGAACAUGCUCCAACGAACGUAGCAGGAGCUUUGGCUGCCUUUGUUGUGGAAAAGGCUGUUCUUAGAGCGGUGAAAAGUGCCAAAUCCACUGGAGGUUAUGUUGCGUAUUGCGAUUUGAACAAACUUCUGUCUUGA
Molecule: messenger RNA, 1251 nt
Organism: Naegleria lovaniensis
Lineage: Eukaryota; Heterolobosea; Eutetramitea; Acrasida; Naegleriidae
Exons: 3
Coding region: 1-1251 (416 amino acids)
Molecular function (GO): aminopeptidase activity
Source: RefSeq, a predicted model, not a curated record